CUAGUUUUCCCUUAAAUGAAACGACUUCUUUUUUCUCACGGUUAUUGUACGGAAAAGAAGACAUGGACCCAAUCCAGCCCAUUGAUAGAGGAAUCAUUAAUACUAGUCAAAAUAAUAUCUAACCACGGUUAACACUUAAACCCUUGGUUUCAACUCAAUAUUAAUUACUUCACAUCCUUCGUCUCUGUCUUCUCGCUCCCUCUACACUCAAUAAUGGCGCCACCACAGACCUUCUCAUCCCUCGCCUUCGCUCUCUCUCUCCUCGCCAUAACUUACACCGUACGCGGCUCCAACAUUACAAAAAUCCUCGCUAAGUACUCGGACUACUCCUCCUUCAACAGCUACCUCUCUCAGACAAAGCUCGCAGAAGAAAUCAACAGAUACCCGACGAUCACCCUCCUCGCCCUCAACAACGACGCAAUGGCCUCCUUCGCCGUAAAACGUCCGCUCUCCGUCAUUAAAAAAGCCCUAAGCCUCCUCACUCUCCUCGACUACUACGACCCACAGAACCUCCAACAAAUCUCAGAAGGCACGACCCUCUCCGUCACGCUCUACAACAACACCGCCGGAGACUCUCCCGAGUACCUAGGGUUCGUUAACAUCACCGAUCUUUACGGAGGCAAAGUCGCUUUCGGCUCCGCCGUCUCCGGUUCCAAGCUCGACUCUUAUUUCACCAAAUCCGUCAAGCAGAUCCCUUACAGCAUCUCCUUUGUCGAGAUCGAUGCUCCGAUCAUCGCUCCGGGAGUCUUAGUCCCCCCACCACCCGCUCCUCCCUCCUCCUCCUCCGUCGUGGUGUCUAACAUCACCGGACUGAUAGAGAAAGCCGGUUGCAAAACCUUCGCGAGUUCGCUCGCCGAGAGCGGAGUUCUCAAGACGUACGAAUCCGCCGUUAAAAACGGCUUGACGGUUUUCGCACCGUCCGAUGAAGCUUUCGAAGCCAAAAGCGUCCCUGAUCUGACGAAGCUCACCCGAGGCGAGGUGGUCAAGCUACUAGAGUAUCACGCCCUCCCUCGUUACAAGCCUAGAGGCUCGUUGAGGACUAACAAACACAAAAUCUCCACGCUAGCCGGAAAAGAGUUUGAUCUCACAACCUCCACCUCCGGCGACGAAGUUGUUCUUCACACCGGCGUUGCUUCGUCGAGACUCGUCGACACGGUGCUGGACGCCACCCCGGUCAUUAUCUUCACGGUGGAUAACGUCCUCCUUCCUACUGAACUAUUCGGAAAACCCCCUUCUCCUUCUCCGGCACCGGAACCGACGAUAUCUCCGGCGGAAGGAGCUUCACCCACCGCUGAUUCACCGUCAGAACCUCCGGCGGAAAAGUCUCAUUCGGACUCGCCGACAGGUUUAGCUAAGAGCAAGUCGGCUAACGCGGCGGUUGCCGUGAGCUCACCGUCGUUGUUCACUGCAUUGGUCGUCACGCUUGCUACCAUAGCCGUUUCAGUUUCUCGCUGCUCUUGAAGUUUGAAAUCUUUUUGAAUUCUCGUAGUUACUGUUUUUGAGGGUUAUACUAAACGAUGUAGUUUCUCACUGUACAAAAGAUAGUAAAUAAAUGGGCCUACACGGUUGGGGCCUAGUAAUAUUUA
Molecule: messenger RNA, 1586 nt
Organism: Raphanus sativus (radish)
Lineage: Eukaryota; Viridiplantae; Streptophyta; Magnoliopsida; Brassicales; Brassicaceae
Product: fasciclin-like arabinogalactan protein 8
Exons: 1
Coding region: 214-1461 (415 amino acids)
Cellular component (GO): plasma membrane
Source: RefSeq, a predicted model, not a curated record